GUCUCGACUUUUCGACCUACAACCCUUCUUCAACCCGCCAAACACGACAAUCGACCGGUAACGCAUCUCCAGCAUUCAAGAUGCGUACCUACGACGACACUUUCUCCGGCCAGAAGAUCUACCCUGGAAAGGGUAAGCUGUACGUCCGUGGCGACAGCAAGAUCUUCCGCUUCCAAAAUGGAAAGUCCGAGUCCCUCUUCCUCCAGCGCAAGAACCCUCGCCGGAUAUCCUGGACCGUACUCUACCGUCGUCAACACCGCAAGGGUAUCUCUGAAGAAGUUGCCAAGAAGCGUUCUCGCCGUGUCGUCAAGUCCCAGCGUGCUAUCGUCGGUGCUUCCCUUGACGUGAUCAAGGAGCGACGAAGCCAGCGCCCUGAGGCCCGUGCGGCCGCUCGCCAACAAGCCAUCAAGGACGCCAAGGAGAAGAAGGCUGCUUCUGAGAGCAAGAAGAAGGCUGAGAAGGCCAAGUCUGCUGCUAGUGCCUCUGCCGGCAAGGCUCGUAUCCAAAGCAAGCAGGGUGCUAAGGGUGCUCCUAUCAAGGUUCAGGCCAAGUCUCGUUAAAUGUGAAAGACGAUAGUAGACGUUUGGGGGGUUAUGAGUCGAGGACGAAGCGCAUUUUUCAGACCCGGGAAAACUGAAUAGGGGCUUUCAUACUGGGAUUCUUACUUUUUUUUUGCCACAUGUUUUAUCUGGAGCUGGACUGUGUUCCCAUGUUAUUCAAUGAAUAAAUAACAAAACAAAAGGGAAAAAGGAACAUGUUAUCGAGCAAUAACAAUCGGUGCUACGAUCCGUCUGGCAUUUGGACAGAGGUAACUUUACAGCGUAUCUUCAGAAUGUAGAUACUCUUGUGUGGCUUCAGUGGCAUUGAGUAGGAAUACAAUGAUGACGAUCAAUCUAUUGCUAGAGAUCUGCUGUUAGGACGGUAUCUCCUAGUUCUGGGCAUAUCUACUGUAAAGA
Molecule: messenger RNA, 956 nt
Organism: Talaromyces stipitatus ATCC 10500
Lineage: Eukaryota; Fungi; Ascomycota; Eurotiomycetes; Eurotiales; Trichocomaceae
Product: 60S ribosomal protein L24
Exons: 3
Coding region: 81-560 (159 amino acids)
Biological process (GO): cytoplasmic translation
Cellular component (GO): cytosolic large ribosomal subunit
Molecular function (GO): structural constituent of ribosome; mRNA binding
Source: RefSeq, a predicted model, not a curated record